Ciona intestinalis (vase tunicate) is the source of this 3230-nucleotide messenger RNA. NCBI's taxonomy places the organism in Eukaryota, Metazoa, Chordata, Ascidiacea, Phlebobranchia, Cionidae. The record is from RefSeq.
UAAGUAUUUAAGUGUAAUAAGAUAAUAUAUUGUGGUUGGUGUUGGAGUCAAAACGAUGGAGGAAAGAAAUAAUGCCGUGCUUAUUGCCUCCCAUCCCAAUAUACAGCCGGGUUCGAUGUCCGUGGAUGCCACCCACAAGCUAGCAAUGUUGGCAUCCCGUCGUUACCUCACUUUGAUCGACCUUACGGAACCGAACCGAGUGAUUGAAAGAGUUAAUCUCCGUAAUAAAUGGGAUGUUAGUCACGUCUUGUGGAAUCCAACGACAGCAAACCAGAAAUAUUUUCUUACUACAUACAACCAGUGGACCGACCUGUGGCAAUAUGAGGAAAAUUCUUGCAAGAAAUUGGCAACACUGCAAGGUCACAUGAGGUCAAUCAGUGAUGCCGACUGGUCGUUUACUGAGCCCAAUAUAUUGGCAACAUGCUCGUUGGAUGGUUAUAUAUACGUGUGGGAUAUGAGAGAAACUAAACGAUGUAAACUUUGCACUUCAAGUGUGGUUGGUGCAAGUCAAGUAAAAUGGAACCGAUUGAAUCCAUAUUGUUUCGCUUCUUCCCAUGAUGGGAAUAUUCGAAUAUGGGAUUCCAGGAACUGUAAAAUAGCGGUCCAGCACAUCACUGCCCACCUCUCUAAGAUCUAUUCCCUGGAUUGGAGCAGAUCAGAGGAGCACAUGCUGUCUUCCUCGAGCCAAGAUUCCAACAUUCGCUUCUGGAACACAAGAGAGGAACCCCGGUCACCAGAGGAAACUAUCAACGUGGGGAAACCGGUGUGGAAAGCAAAAUACACGCCAUUUGGAAACGGAAUCCUUUCAACAGGGAUUGUUAAUUUCCGCGAGACUCCGAUUUCUUUGUGGAGUUUAGAGGAAACAAGUCAGCCUGUCAUCACUUAUACAGGGCACACUGAUGUUGUGUUGCAUGCUCACUGGAGGAAAUGCAAUGAAGUUCAAAAUGACCAGAAUUGGCAGCUAGUCACAUGGUCUAAAGACCAAACGCUUCGACUGUGGCCCAUGACGUCAGCAGAUUUGCUUGAGAAGAAUUAUGAUGAGUCACGAUUGUCAUCCAACCCCCUUGUAUACAACUUACCUUCUACCACUUUACCAAAUUUAGAUGUUGAACCAACUGAUCCUGCAUCCUCUGCAUCCGGGAGUAGUGUCCAGAGCAAAGAGGAGGACCUGCAUGAUGCAUCGGGAUUCACUCCACCGACCAUGAAUAUGAUAAAAAGAACAAAAACCAACUCCAUCGAUUUAACUUCUUCCCACAACUUAGAGCAAGAGUUUAAAAUGUUGAACAGCCAACUUCCUAACUUGAGAAUGAAACAUUUAGACAUUCAAGGUCGCAAGAGUUUGUUGUCGUUACGCACCACGACCCACUACACUGACAUACACAUCAUGUUUCCUGAUGCUUACCCUAAUAAUGAAGCUCCUAUAUUUAAUAUAAAGCAGUCCAACAUGGAACAACAUGAGAUUCUAAAUGUUACAUCGAAUCUGCAAGAAACAGCUCAAACUUAUGUAAAAACCGGUCGAAACUGCUUAGAACCGUGCAUGCGACAAUUAAUUGCACAGAUGAGUAGAAUGUCGUAUAUGUCAGAUUGUGAUGCAGAAGAAUUAGGCAUCAACUUUCCGAGUCCAUUCCCUUCACGAUCGAGGCAAUACAGUUUGUUCAACGACCUCAAAAAUGUUCCUUUUCCUCGUACAACUGGUGCUAGGUUUAAUCAGUCAGGAUUACUUGUUGUUUUUAUGCGGCCAACUUACGUGAAAGGUUACCAAUCCAUGAACGAGAAAACUCCAAGAUCCUUCAUGGGUUUAUUUCACCAUCGUAACUCAGCUCCUGUGUUAUCGGUUACGGGGUUUCCCCGUCAUAUACCUUCAUCAUUAAGUCACAUGACACCCAGGUUAAACCCUGCUCCAUGGCCGGAUCUUUCUGUUAGCUCAUAUUAUUACAAAGAAAAAAGGCCAUGUCGAAAGUCCCUUAAGUUUUUGUACAACCCGAGCGUGGGAUCAUCACCAAAGGAAUCAUCCAUACCCACCACAAAUGAUAUAAAACACACACGUAUGCAGCAAGUAGCUGGCAUGGUAUCCAUAGUUAACGUGACAAGUAUAUUGCCCAUCAGCAAAACUUUAGCAAUGAAAUAUGUAAUACCCCACAACAGCUAUGCAGAAGCAUGCAGGGUAAACAUGAAGAAUGCUUCAUCUGAAAGUAUGCAGGAUUUGGUUCAGUUAUGGUCCUACCUCUCAGUACUACCAAGUCCUACCAGAUUACCUCCUACUUCAGAUAAAUUUAAUGAGUUUUCUAAACCUUCAUUUGCUGAGCAUCCUACUGGAGCAAAACUGCUGCUAAGAGUGUUCAAGCAUUAUGAGAAGUUAUUUGACGUACAAACACUAGCAAUGCUUGCGUGUACCUUUGUCCCAGAUACUGAGGAACAUACAACAAAACAAGCCUCCCCACGGAAACAACUGAAGCCUUCUUCCUCUUACAGCUCAUUUGAUGUAUUUGAUACCGGUGGCCAUCUGCACAAAAGUGCGAGCGAAACAAAGUUUUCUGAUUUACCUUCAUUUAUUAAAUCAAUUGCUCGAUCACCCCCUACAUCAGAAACUUUUCUUAAAUCAAGCAUUGGUAGAAGUCGUGAAGAAUCACCAGUUGAUGAUUACAGGUUCGUGGAGCAACCACUGCUUGACAUUGCACCUUCUGUUCAUGAGCAUUGGAUGGUUAAUUCAAGACUGUUGCUACCUGAAGUACAAGCCCGUUGUAACGAUUACAUAUCAAGAUAUGCAGACCUCUUGCACUCUUGGAAGAUGGAUUCAAAACGUGCAGAGACUUGUAAAUAUAUUCGUAAAAUUCAAGCUGUACCUCCUGAUACAAAGACAACAACGCAUAACAAAAUUAAGAAACAGAAAAAAACGUGUGUGAUUUGUAAGCUUCCUCUUACCAAAACGGCGGUGCAAUGCAUAAAGUGUGGGCAUGGGUCGCACCAACAUCAUCUAAAAACUUGGUUUGAAUCUCGAAGCACUUGCCCGAUAUGUGACUGUGAUUGUUUCGAUAAUAUUUAUUAGUUUCAUUUUCUGACCUAUUUCUUUGUUCUUUUAUCUUUUCUCAUCACGGAAAAAAACACUGAAGAGAUAUCAAAUCAAUCCAUUUUUCUUAAAUUUUUAGUAAACCUGUAAUUGACGCAAUCUACCUGUUAUGUCGAGACUGCGAAAAUAUUUUAAUAUUUUAUUACAACAUUAUGAAAAUGAA